AUGAAUGGAUUUUCUUCGAAAGAUUAUUCAAAUCUUAAAUCAUUUGAACUCGAAAAUUAUUGUUAUACAGGUUCAAUUUCACAAAAUAAUUUUGGUUAUUCAAACUCUCUAAAAGUCGUUAGAAUAUACAGCGAAAUAACAACAGAAGAAAAAUUUAUAUCAAAUAGUAGCAACAUUGAGGAAAUUUGUUUCACAAACUUGAAAAAUGAAACUGUUAACAAUGACUACGUAUCACCAAAUAUCAAAAAUGUCACAUUGAUUGGUCCAAUAACAAUUUUAGAUCAUGUAUUUGAAAAUUGCAGUUCUCUAAUAUCGAUUUCAAUUCCAACAGCUAUAUCAAUUGGUUUUUCCACUUUUUCUAAUUGCAAAUCUCUCGAGAAUGUGAAUAUUCCUAAUAUUACAAAUCUUGGGGAUUCUGCAUUUUAUUCUUGCUUGGCCCUCAAAACAAUUGAAUUUCCUAAACUAACUAAAGUUGGCUAUAUGGCUUUCACUGGCUGUGAAUCCCUUAAGAAUGCAAAUAUUACUCAACUAGCAGAAAUUGGUCCACUUGGAUUUGCCCUUUGUAGUGUACUUGAAACAAUAAACUUUGAAGAAGUAAUAUCAAUUGGUCAUUCAGCCUUUUUUAGAUGUUAUUUUCUUAAAAAUGUAAACAUGCCUCAUCUUAAGAAUAUUACUGAAAAGAGUUUUCAAUAUUGUGUUGCACUUGAAAUGGUAAACUUUGAAGAAGCAACGACAAUUUCUGAAUAUGGCUUUUAUCAAUGUGAAUCUCUGAAAAUUGUACACAUUCCUCAUCUUUAA
Messenger RNA from Trichomonas vaginalis G3, 798 nucleotides. Its product is annotated as surface antigen BspA-like family. The record is from RefSeq and is a predicted model, not a curated record. The transcript has a single exon. NCBI's taxonomy places the organism in Eukaryota, Parabasalia, Trichomonadida, Trichomonadidae. Bases 1 to 798 code for a protein of 265 amino acids.